AUGGGUUACCACGUGGGCAUCUACUUACUGUUGACGACUCCUGUGGUGCGGGCCAAUGGGCGGGGCUGCUUCGACGCCUACCACGCCGCACUUACCGCUGCCGUCUACACUAUUUGCUCGUCAAUGUUGGUGGUGUUGGUGUACCUGUGGAGGAUCAUCGUCAACGCCAGGGAUCCCCAACACCUGCAGGAUGUUUAUUACGGUGUACAGAUUUCUUAUAUCUCCACCCUGGGUACACACGUCACUCUCAUCGCUCUCAGCUCUUUCCUCGUCGUCGGCAUACAAAAGGAGCGGUGUGGGCUGGUGACGCCGUGGGUGGUGGCCAACAUAGCCUUCAUGGCCCUGGAGGCGGUGUGCUGCAUGUACUCCAACGUCCUCAGAGACCAUAUCAACAAAAAAUUCGAUGGGAUAUGCAAAGCAGAAAUGAUAUUCUUCCUAACCCGAGUUUGUAUCAGUGUGCUGGCACUGUGGGCGGUAAUGCGCUUCCUGAGGAACGUCCGGGCUGGCCUCACCUACAAGGACCCUGAAGCCAUCGAGCUCUGAGGCUGUGUCGUCGAGGGUCAACUUGCACAGCAAGAGGCCAAAGGUUAAUUAAGGCGUGAAGGGAGCGGUCAGCCGUCAUACAGUGUUACAAAAUUAGAUUAAAGGAUAUACAGUGUCCAGUAUGUUACAAGGCUGGUUAAAGACACUACAGGUACAGUGUGUUACAGGAUAUGUCGAAGGCCAUACAGUGAAUACAGUGCGUUACAUGAGGUCAAAACCAUAAAGUGUAUUACAGAAAAGUUAAAAGAUAAAAAAUGCACUCAUAAAAAAUUAAGUAAGUGCAAGUGAGUCCGAAAUCAAGCAGGACAUAACAGGUCUGACAGCACUGCAGUAAAUUACAAACCUAAGAGUGGUGAGCACAGGUCAGAAGGUCAUAAUAUAACAUGGCAAAGGUCACUCUUACAGCAAGUGAAUCUCCAGCGUCAGAACAGGUCAAAACUCGAAGUUAAAACACGUUUCAAUCAAUACUGAGACAGGCCACAAGCUCAGACCUGGGGCAGGCCAGGAGUCACUGCUGUCUAAGAUUAAAGGUCAGAGAGUAGUGAGGCAGGUGAGGAGAAGUGGCAGAUGAUGGG
Messenger RNA from Homarus americanus (American lobster), 1118 nucleotides. RefSeq lists its product as uncharacterized. The transcript has 7 exons. NCBI's taxonomy places the organism in Eukaryota, Metazoa, Arthropoda, Malacostraca, Decapoda, Nephropidae. The coding region runs from base 1 to 543 and encodes 180 amino acids. The record is from RefSeq and is a predicted model, not a curated record.